Molecule: messenger RNA, 717 nt
Organism: Seminavis robusta
Lineage: Eukaryota; Bacillariophyta; Bacillariophyceae; Naviculales; Naviculaceae
Source: the annotation of a GenBank genome assembly
AUGGAUAAUCCCUCUCUCUUAGAAUUUCUAAGCACUUGGCUGCUCAAGACUCGCAUGACUUUUUACAAUGACGACCAGCUCGUGCUUCCGUGGUGGUUUGGCCUCUGCUGCUGGAAUUUUGCCUUUGCAGGAGCUUUCAUGCUCUGGAUAGAACCGCAAUGGAUCCAGAAACCUCAAAAGAUAGCAUUUUGGCCCUCCUCCUUAUUCUCCCUCCACAUUAAACUUCCCUACCGAACCGUAGCCUAUUUGCUCAUUUUUGCACAGGCUCCACUCAGUUUCCUAGCUGAUUACUGCUACAUGACGCAGGACAGUUAUUGGCAUGUCAUUGACAGGUGCUUUGCUAUGCCACUCAUGGGAUUGGAACUACUCAAGUUCACUCUCAUGGCCAGGGAGUCACUCCGACAUUUACAAUUCAAAUCAAACCCCAUUGCCAUGCCCGUCCCAUUGCUUGCACUUUACCUUUUCGCUACACUCUUUGCCAUUUUCUCCUAUGUACAAUCCACCCAGGCACAAGCAAGGAGAGAUCAUCAAGCAUUCAUUCUAUGGCACAACAAUUGGCACUUGUUCCCACUCAUCGCCAUGGCCAUUCUCGCUUUCGAUUUCUAUGUCUGUCAAGGAUGGAAACGAUCCACCAGAAAGUAUAUGUAUGCCAUUGAAAUCAAAUACCUUCUACCAAAGGACACAACACCAAAGGCAAAAGCAAAAGCAAAACUAUAA